This is a messenger RNA of Pieris macdunnoughi, 1701 nucleotides long. The record is from the annotation of a GenBank genome assembly. Lineage: Eukaryota; Metazoa; Arthropoda; Insecta; Lepidoptera; Pieridae.
AUGGCGCCAACAGUGCAAACUAAUGAACCUGCUGAACGGGAAAAGCGUCCGCAAAGAACUGGAGAGAGAAGGGCGGAACUGGUUACACGAAUAAAGUACUGCAAUACAUUACCAGAUAUCCCAUUUGAUCUGAAAUUUAUUACAUAUCCGUUUCCAUCAACACGGUUCAUCCAAUACAAUCCUACCUCACUGGAGAAAAAUUAUCGCUACGAAGUACUGACAGAACAUGAUCUGGGUGUUCACAUAGAUUUGAUUAAUCGUGAUAUAUACCAAGGUGACGGUAAUGCAGCUUUAGAUCCAGCCGAUGAGAAAUUGUUAGAAGAUGAUGUGCUUACACCACAAGACUCGAAGCGAUCGAGGCAUCACGCUAAGAGUGUGUCUUGGUUACGACGAUCUGAAUACAUUUCUACAGAACAGACAAGGUUUCAACCCCAAUCUAUGGAGAAGGUUGAAGCAAAAGUUGGUUACAACGUUAAGAAAAUAUUUAGUGAAGAGACCCUAUAUAUGGACAGGGAAAGUCAGAUUAAAGCUAUUGAGAAGACAUUUGAAGAUAACAAGAAACCAAUAGAAAAGCAUUACAGUAAGCCAGGUGUGACUCCAGUUGAAGUUAUGUCAAUAUAUCCUGACUUUGACAUGUGGAAGUAUCCAUGUGCACAGGUUAUAUUUGAUUCUGAUCCAGCACCCACGGACAAGAAUGUGGCAGGACAGAUUGAGGCUAUGUCUCAGGCGAUGAUUCGAGGUGUGAUGGACGAAAGUGGAGAACAGUUUGUGGCUUACUGUCUUCCAACUGAAGACACAAUACAAAAACGAAGACGUGAUAUCACUGAAAGUAUUCCGUAUAUGGAUGGUGACACUUAUGAGUAUAAAAUGGCUAGAGAAUACAACUGGAACGUUAAAAGUAAAGCAUCAAAGGGAUAUGAAGAGAACUACUUCUUGGUGGUUCGCAAAAACUGCAUUUACUACAAUGAGUUGGAGACAAGGGUCCGUCUGUCGAAGCGACGCGCCCGUGCUGGAGCUGCUGCUCAAGCGCUUACUAGAUUGGUGGUUACUCACAGACCACUCAGUGCACCUGAACAUCGUAUGCUUAGACUUAGGGAGAAACAACUGGAACCUGCUCAGGAAGAAGAUGAAGAAGAAGAUGACGAAGAGGAAGAUGAAGAAGAGAGUAAGGAACAGAAUAGAGAAAAAGAACGCUCCAGGUCUCGUUCUAAAUCUGUGUCAAAAUCACCCCAAGGUUCAGAGAAAUCCAACCGUUCACGAUCGGUUUCUCGUGAAAAGUCCAAAUCAAGAUCUAAAUCUAAGAGUAGGUCUCGCUCGCGAUCUGGAUCCCGAAAGUCGAGAUCUAGAUCUGGUUCAGUGCAGUCUGGAACUGGCAGAUCUCGGUCGGGUUCUCGAGCUUCGUCACGCGCUUCCUCACGCUCGUCUGGAAAAGCUUCCAGAGCAAGCUCCAAAGCAAGCGGAAAGGUCUCAAAAGCGUCAUCUCGAGCGAGUUCUCGUGCAUCAUCUCGUGCCAGUAAGAGAUCGUCGCGCGCUUCCUCUAGAGCCUCGUCGAAGGGAUCCAAAGCAUCGUCCAAAGCCAGUUCGAGACGGAACUCAACUGGCUCCGAAAGAUCUAGAAGCCGAUCUGCUAGUGGUUCUAAACAGGGUUCCAGGAGCGCAUCAGCAUCCAGCGCUUCAUCGCGUCAUAGCGGAUCUGACUAA